This is a messenger RNA of Tachysurus vachellii, 3762 nucleotides long. It is a transcript of the gene mov10l1, whose product is annotated as Mov10 like RNA helicase 1. The transcript is spliced from 27 exons. Gene Ontology annotation, molecular function: helicase activity. Lineage: Eukaryota; Metazoa; Chordata; Actinopteri; Siluriformes; Bagridae. Bases 155 to 3736 code for a protein of 1193 amino acids. The record is from RefSeq and is a predicted model, not a curated record.
UCACUGUCACAUCCUGAAGCUAGUUUAUUUCAGUAGAAUAUCCUCACUGUAUGUUUUUAUAUGUUGUUGUUCACAGUAAUUCUGCUAAAGUUUGUGAAAGUUUGUCAGGAAAAAGGCGUGUUGUUUACAGCAGUGAGCAGAGAGAAGAAGGAUAAUGGCGUCUGCUGUGAAGUUUGUCAUCUCUAAGCUGCUCUCUCCCCUGUGGAGGACAGUGGAGGAUGAAGAGGAUGGCUUUUAUUACAGAACAGGUAUGGAUGAGAUCCGGCGGAUGCAAGGCGGCGUAGUGACCGAGCUCUGUCAGGAUUAUGGGCUGAUUGACCAUUGUGUGUACUUCACUUCUGGAGAGGUGCUGGGAGGAGUGUCUCUGCAUGUAGGUGACGAGGUUAAUGCUCUGGCUGUUAAAGACGGAGCCCACGGAGGAUGGAGGGCACUGAGGGUGGAGAGGCAAAUGGAUUCAUGGGAUGGAGGCAGGGCUUCAGACGAAACUGAUGCAGAUAAGUUCCGGUCUCUGAUUGGAACAGUAACGUCAUGUGAUAACGACGGUGGAUUCAUAAACCAGACGACGUAUUUUCCUCGAUCAGCCCUGUGCGAAGGUUUUGUGCCGAUGAAAGGAGACUGGGUUCAGGCAGAAUACUUCAUUAGUCCCACAAAUUGGCACAGUCAGGCUCGAAGUGUUGCCCCACUACGAUACCAGCGCUUGGACCAAGUGGACGUGUCAAAUGUGUUUGGAAAUAGUGGGGUUGUGGGAGACAGUGUGUUUUUCACUUUGGAUUCUCUGCUGUUGCCUGCUGGAUACAAACCCAUACGAGGAGAUGUAGUGAGCGUCGUGGUGGUGGAGAGCAGUCAGUCUUUAUAUAGCUGGAGAGCACUCUGUAUGUCCCCGAUUGAGAAACACAGCAUGAAUGGGUCAGUGACAAACCUGCCAGAGGCUGAAAUCCAGGCACUGCUGGAAAAUAAGGGAGGACUUGUGGUCAGUGAGGAAACACUGUUUGGAUCUUUGUUGCUGGGGCAAAGUAAAGAGCUGAUCAUCUUUCUUCACAAUACCGGUUCAGAGACCCAUAAAUUGAAGUGCUGUGAAUUCGCUGGCUGGGACUCCGAGGAGCAGUUUUCAUUUGGACCGGCACCACGUUGUGCCAACAACGGCAUUCUGUCAAAACCCAAGCUUCAACAAACCGCCCCAGUCAACCCGUACGUGCCCUUUCUCCAGGCCCAAGGCAGAGGCCUUAUAUCAGGGCAUGGUCUCAGUGUGCUGCCCGUUCCUUUCUCUGUACCUGUGGAGGAAGAUAAAAAUAACAUAGAGGUAGAUAUUGAUGAAGAGGUUGCAAACGAUGGAGAGAAGAACGCUGAGGAGGCACCGUGUCUGCGGGCAAUAGAGAAAAACCUAAACAUAUUACCAGGAGAGAAAGUGUCCAUCACUGUAGGCUGUCAGGCUAAGAACCUGGGUCGCUGUGCGGAGCUGCUGUUGCUGCACUUCUCCUCAUUUACCAUCGGGCGGCGCUUGGAGGUUUCUGUGAGCAGUGAGGUAGAGAAAUUGUUAAAGCCCAGCGCCCCCUACUGUCCAGCAGUCAUGCUGUCAACACCAGCAUCACAGAACCCUGCUCAGGUGGUCACCGUGUUGCCUCCUGCACCUCCAGUCAGAUUGGUGAGACGGCAUCUACCUAAUUUCCUGGGCACCUACCCAGUGCCACAAGCACUGAGAGAUUGUGUGGAGGCCAAAACCGAUGUGCUGGUAGUUCAGCCUGCUCUCGGGGAGCCGCUGUGUCCGUCCAACAUGUUGCCUCGUUUCUCUGCUCUGCUUUGGCUGGAGGAGCUGCAGGCUGAAAGUGAGCUCAGAGAGUUCAGUAUUACUGGUGCUCUCCUAACGAAGGGAGCAGGUUACCUUCACCUGGAGGUGCCGGGGUUAAGUGAAGGAAGGCCCAGUCUGUUCCUUGGAGAUAAAGUUGUCUUGAGGAAGCCAUGCAGAGAAGGGCUCGUUGUGGAGUAUAUCGGCUAUGUUACUGAGAUCAGUGGGGAGGACGUGAGUUUGCGGGUAAACACAGAAUUUCUGAAUAGCUACUUGGGCGAGCCGCUGGACGUGGAGUUUACGUACAACAGACUGCCUAUGAAAAGAUGCCACUGUGCGCUGGAACAGACCAAGCACUUUGGAGAGAACGUGUUCUUCCCCAGAUGUUUGCAGCUGCAGAGCCCCUUGUGGACAGGUGACUGGCAGCCAGAACCGUCAGCCAAACAGAAUGAAAACAAAUCAACCCUAGAAGGUGAAGAGAGUGAAAAAACUCCCAGUGAGAACACGGGGACGCCAUCUUCCCUGACUACGGACAUGGUCUCUGUGGCAACACAGACAAAAACAGAUUUGUGUACAGCGGCUAAGCCCAUCCCAGACCCAGGCACGUUCUUUAACUGUAAUCUUAACCCCGCUCAGAAGGAGGCGGUCAAACACAUCCUCAGGGCAGACUGUCGCCCAACUCCUUACGUGCUCUUCGGCCCUCCAGGCACAGGGAAAACCAUCACGCUCAUAGAGGCCAUACUGCAGGUGUAUUACCGUGUGCCAGCGAGUCGUGUGUUGGUUUGCGCUCCUUCUAACAGUGCCGCAGACCUCAUUUGUAUUCGCCUGCAUGAGAGCGGCUACCUGCAAGCUGCCAGCAUGGCGCGAGUUAACGCCACCUGCAGGAUUGAGGAGUCUGUCCCUGAGGUGUUGCAACAGUACUCUCAUGCCGGAGAGGAUGUACGCCAUGCUGCUUUCCACCGUAUUGUUGUCAGCACCUGCUCCAGCGCUGGCAUGUUUUACCAGAUCGGAUUACGCGUUGGUCAUUUUACUCACGUUUUUCUGGACGAGGCUGGUCAAGCUACCGAGCCGGAGUGUCUGAUUCCUCUUGGCCUGUUGUUUGAGAAGACCGGACAGAUUGUCCUGGCUGGAGACCCAAAGCAGUUGGGUCCAGUAGUGAAGUCGAAACUAGCGGAAACCUUCGGACUUGGAGUGUCUCUGCUCGAGAGACUGAUGGCCUGCCCUCUGUAUUCCCUCACUGAGAAGGGCUACAACCCGUUACUGGUGACAAAGCUGGUGUAUAACUACCGCUCCCACGAGGUGUUGCUGGAGCUACCGUCUAAUCUGUUCUACGGCGGUGAGCUGUGUGUACGCUCACAGAGAGCUGUCGUGGACUCGCUUUGUCACUGGAGCCGCCUUCCGACCAAGGGCUUCCCCUUCGUCUUCCACGGAGUCAGGGGCACAGAGAUGAGAGAAGGCUCGAACCCAUCCUGGUUUAACCCUGGUGAAGCAGUGCAGGCCAUGCUUUACUGCUGCCAGUUGGCGAAAAGACUCUACAAACCCAUACCAGUUACUGACAUUGGCAUCAUCACUCCUUACAAAAAACAGGUGGAAAAGAUUCGAGUGCUGUUGCACAGAGCCGGGCUUACCGACAUCAAGGUUGGCUCGGUUGAGGAAUUUCAGGGACAGGAGUUCUUAGUAAUCAUUCUCACUACGGUGCGCUCCAAUGAGGUGAUACCUAGCAGUGAACUUCAGAGGGCACUGGGCUUUCUGUCCAACCCCAAACGCUUCAACGUCGCCAUCACGCGACCGAAAGCUCUUCUUAUCGUUAUCGGUAACCCCCACGUGCUGAUCAAGGACCCAUGUUUUCAUGCACUGCUGCAGUAUGCCUAUGAGAACGGCGCAUUCAUUGGCUGUGACCCUCCUGUCUCCCUGCAAGUUCCUGAUAGAGCUGUUUCUGAAGAGGAGAAGUAGGUUUCUGAACUGGAUAUGCUGUAAUG